This is a messenger RNA of Micropterus salmoides (largemouth bass), 1227 nucleotides long. Its product is annotated as collagenase 3-like. The record is from RefSeq and is a predicted model, not a curated record. NCBI's taxonomy places the organism in Eukaryota, Metazoa, Chordata, Actinopteri, Centrarchiformes, Centrarchidae. Gene Ontology annotation, cellular component: extracellular matrix. Bases 187 to 828 code for a protein of 213 amino acids. Gene Ontology annotation, molecular function: zinc ion binding; metalloendopeptidase activity. Gene Ontology annotation, biological process: extracellular matrix organization; proteolysis; collagen catabolic process. The transcript has 6 exons.
UCCUUGUUAUGUUGACAAAUGCAUCUUGCUUGACAAAUGCUUUUAAGAUGAUGCAAAAAUGAUUCAUACUGACUCACAAAGAUAACCCAGUUGUUACAGAUGUUAAGUUGUUGUUACGUGGUUGCUUGGUGGCUGAUCCAUAAAUGGAUAGAUUGAGUCACUGAGUCAAGAAGGUAGUUGCUCAAUAUGCCCACUCCCCAACACAGCCGUUCCUCAGCCUAUAUAACAACUGACUCCAGCACAGAAACACAAGUUGCUGUGCAAGAUGAACGUUUUGCAGAGAGCUACCUGAAGAAAUUCUUCAACCUAACAGAGGAGACAGGUCCAUCUAGCAGACGGGGGAUCAGCCCGGUGAGCAGGAAGCUGAGUGACAUGCAGCGAUUCUUUGGUCUCCAGAUCACUGGGAGGCUGGAUGCUGAUACCUUAGAGAUGAUGAAGAAGCCCCGCUGUGGCGUUCCAGACGGCAACAUUGCCAGUUUCUCCACUUUUGGAGAAAACCUCAAGUGGACUAAGAACAGCCUCACCUACAGGAUAGAGAUGCAUGGUGAUUAUUACCCCUUUGAUGGUCCUGAUGGCACUCUUUCCCAUGCCUUCACUCCAGCGCCUGGAAUUGGAGGAGAUGCUCAUUUUGAUGAAGAUGAGAGGUUCACUUUCACCUCAAACAAUGUCCAAACCCAGACAAGGAUCCUUUUAAGCCUGAACCUGAGCCUCCAACCACCCCUGAUGCCUGUGAUCCAACCAUGGUCUUGGACGCUGUCGCCACCCAGCGAGGAGAGCUUUCCAGCACAGAGGUUUUGCUUACAUCUACAGUGGACCCUACAUGUUUAAGUACAGCCUGAGGACAGGGAGGUUGUAUCGUGCGCUGAGGAACAGCUACUUCUUGCGCUGCACUAACUUCUAGGCCAGUUUACUAGCUAAGUUGUUUAUGUAGCCACUCUGAAUGAAUGGACACUAACAGUGUUCAAAUAGUACAUUUACAUAUUUCUAUUAUUCUAAAUAUUAUAUUUUCUACAUUUAGUUAUAUCAAAUGUAUUUAGAUGUGUUCCCAUACAGCAUUCAAAGUAUAUAUAUAAAUAUAGUAAAAUGUGAAAUUAUUUUUAUACUCUAUAUUGUCUACAUGUCUGUAUUGUAUACUGCAACAUUGAUGCUGUGUAUGACACUUUUCAGUCAUCCUGGAAAUUGGAUAUUUAGUAAAAAAUUAAAUCUGAGAGGCUUCUACUGUCAGGA